AUGGUUGAUGAGGCUACAAAGAAAACUCUUGCUGCGAUUCCACUUCUCAAAACAAGAGCUGGUCCUCUAGAUGGAGAUAUGUGGAUACAAAGGUUGAAAGAAGAAUACCAAGCCUUAAUAAAAUACGUGGAAAAUAACAAAGCUGCAGACAACGAUUGGUUUCGCAUUGAAUCAAAUCAACUUGGGACUCGUUGGUAUGGAAAAUGUUGGUAUAUACAAGAUAUGAAAAAGUAUGAGUUCGAUUUGAGCUUUGAUAUACCUGUUUCAUAUCCCAGUACUAACCCAGAACUUGCCUUGCCUGAGCUUGAUGGAAAAACAGCGAAAAUGUAUAGAGGCGGAAAGAUAUGUCUUACGGAUCAUUUCAAACCUCUAUGGAGUAGGAACGUCCCUAGAUUCGGAAUUGCACAUGCAAUAGCACUUGGUUUGGGUCCUUGGUUGGCCGUAGAAAUACCUGAUUUGAUAUCAAAAGGGAUUGUUAAACACAGAGAUGAUCAGUAA
Molecule: messenger RNA, 498 nt
Organism: Schistosoma rodhaini
Lineage: Eukaryota; Metazoa; Platyhelminthes; Trematoda; Strigeidida; Schistosomatidae
Source: the annotation of a GenBank genome assembly